AUGGCAAACCUUUACGACAUUAUUCAUGGUGCUGCCGGUCUCUGUCAACAGUACCGUUCCGCGUAUUCACUUCAACAAAUUCCAGAAGAGCCAUUAACAGUUUGUGACACUUACAUUGCCUCAAUAACUUUUUGUUCUCUAAUAGUGUUUACAUUCAUGAUCACAACUUGGAUAGCCUGGAAAGUACAAAUAGAAAAGAAAUCCAAAGUUCAACACGUGAAAAAAGUAAAAAUAAUUAAAUAUUUACAAAAUUCAGAAUCUAAAGAAGCAGCUAGAUUUAUACGAAUUGAACAACAUGGUAGUGUUAAUGAAAAGGUUGUUCUUGACGUGAAUUGUGAUUUGGAAAUGAAUAAAGUGGUGAAUGGUGAUGAUUGUAAGCAGGAUGGGUCAAUAUGUUAA
Messenger RNA from Cetraspora pellucida, 399 nucleotides. The record is from the annotation of a GenBank genome assembly. NCBI's taxonomy places the organism in Eukaryota, Fungi, Glomeromycota, Glomeromycetes, Diversisporales, Gigasporaceae.